AUGAAAUCCGUGAAUAUUUUGAAAAUGCUUGAAGCGAAUAAAGAAAAUAGAAACUUUUAACCUGCUUAAAAUAGAUAAAACAGAGUUCAAUCUACUUUGUUCAUAAAAGAUGAGUUUUCUCAAUAAAAUAUAAAACCAAGAAUUAUAAGAGUCUCUAAAUGGAAUAAGUCAUAAAAUAUCAGAGAUAAUAUGAAGAGAGAGGAUCAUAGACAUAUUAGUUAUGAAAUGCCCAGAUAAAAAACUGAUUAAUAUUAGCAUAUGUAAAGAACUUUAAAAAAUAGAAGUCUAACUAACAUCCAAAUUUCAAUCAUUAAUUAAGCUUAGAAUAAUAAUCACAAUAAUAAUGCUUCAAUUUCAUUACCUAAUACCAACAAAUAUUUAGUUACAAGAGGAUUAGAUAAAUUUUAAUCAACAGAAAACAAUGGGAAUCCACAAUUAGUUACAAUCUACAAACAAGAUAUUUAUAACUAUCUUGAAGAACUUAAUUAAAAGUAACAAUAGUAAAAUGCUAUCUCAUAUAAUGCUUUUUAUUCAUAAAGUUAGAUUAAUCUCAAAAUGAGAAAUGUACUAAUAAAUUGGCUCUUUGAAGUUCAUCAUAAAUUAAAGUUGCAAUUGGAAACUCUCUUGCUGACUAUAUGGUUACUCGACAAAUUUAUUGAAACUAAUUUAGUAUAAAAGAAUAGAUUUUAAUUAUUUGGAAUUGCUUGUUUAUUCAUUGCAUCAAAAUAUCAAGAAGUUUAUGGUGUACCAAAAAGUGGUCAAUUAUCAAAGUUGUGCGAUGAAAUUUAUAGCAAAGAAGAUAUAUUGAAGGCAGAAGGGCAAAUACUAUAAAAUAUCAACUUUAAUUUAUCUUUCAUUUCACCACUUCGAAUAUUUGAACAUGUAGUUGAAGUAGAUGAUUAAAUCAGUUGGCAUCAUUUAGUUAUGGAUUUGCUAAUGGAGAUCCCAUUUAAAUAGUGGCCACUAUUCUAAACAUUGUUGGAAAAAUCUCUAACAAAAAGAUUGAUACCUCAAUGUUAAAGCUCUUAGGUAGAUUCUAAUCAAACCAAUAAAUUAGCAAAAGAGUUAAUUUAAACUUGGUUUCUUGAUGAAGUUAAUCAACCAUUUCCAUCUCUAAUCAAAAAGUAUUAGCACUCUCAUUAUAAUCAUGUUUCAACAAUUAAUUUUAGUUUAGAUCUAUUUUUGUGA
Paramecium tetraurelia is the source of this 1188-nucleotide messenger RNA. RefSeq lists its product as uncharacterized. Gene Ontology annotation, biological process: regulation of cyclin-dependent protein serine/threonine kinase activity; mitotic cell cycle phase transition. Gene Ontology annotation, molecular function: cyclin-dependent protein serine/threonine kinase regulator activity. Lineage: Eukaryota; Ciliophora; Oligohymenophorea; Peniculida; Parameciidae. Gene Ontology annotation, cellular component: cyclin-dependent protein kinase holoenzyme complex; nucleus; centrosome. The transcript has 5 exons. The record is from RefSeq and is a predicted model, not a curated record.